This is a messenger RNA of Cololabis saira (Pacific saury), 1352 nucleotides long. RefSeq names its product NIPA magnesium transporter 1 (gene nipa1). Gene Ontology annotation, biological process: magnesium ion transport. Bases 144 to 1094 code for a protein of 316 amino acids. The transcript is spliced from 5 exons. The record is from RefSeq and is a predicted model, not a curated record. Gene Ontology annotation, cellular component: membrane. Gene Ontology annotation, molecular function: magnesium ion transmembrane transporter activity. Lineage: Eukaryota; Metazoa; Chordata; Actinopteri; Beloniformes; Belonidae.
UUACAUGAAGGUCCGUCCUCUUGCUGCUGCUGAAGCGGGAGGAGCUAGAAGAGAGGAAAGGAGUCGAGGAGGGAGUUGAGGGCGUGAAAAUUAGGAAAUGAGAUAGCAGGAGUCUGACGACAUAUAAAGAUACAAAUGCAACAAUGUCCGACGAGCCUGGGCCGGCUGGAGCUUCGUCUCAGUGUGCAGGGAUAGUGAUAGCUGUAUUAUCAAGUUUCAUCAAUGGCUCGACGUUUGUGCUUCAGAAAAAGGGGAUCUUACGCUCUCGCGAUAAAGGAAGCUCGUAUCUGACGGACAUCGUGUGGUGGAGCGGCACACUGUGCAUGAUUAUUGGUCAAAUUGGGAAUUUCUUGGCAUACAACGUGGCCCCUGCUGUGAUAGUUACCCCUCUAGGAGCGCUUGGAGUGCUGUUUGGGGCAGUGCUGGCUUCUUGGAUCUUAAAAGAACAUUUAAACAUCCUGGGGAAGCUGGGCUGCAUAUUAUGUUGCUGUGGCUCCAUUGUGCUCAUCCUUCAUGUCCCCAAAGCUGAGGCAACUUCAAGACUGGAGCUUGAGGAGAGGCUGUCUGACCCAGUGUUUGUAAGUUAUAUUCUGUUGGUGGUCCUGCUGCUGAUCACUCUAAUCACGUGGAUUGCUCCCGCUCAUGGAAAAACCAACAUCAUGGUGUAUGUCAGCAUAUGUUCCCUCUUGGGAAGCUUCACGGUUCCAAGCAGCAAAGGACUCGGCCUGGUAGCCCCAGAUGCUUUUCGUGAAGGCCCGUCUAGCAGCAGACCCCUGGCUCUCUUCCUGGCCCUUUUGGGGACGCUGGCUAUUAGUGUCCUGACACAGUUCUUCUUCAUCAAUAAAGCCUUGGAAUGCUUCAGUUCCAACAUAUUUGAAUCUAUAUACUAUGUGACAUUCACAUCCGUUGUGAUUUUUGCCUCCGGUCUUCUCUUCAAGGAGUGGACUGCACUUACUUUAACGGACGGUCUUGCCAUGCUUUGUGGUUUUACAACAGUAUGCAUUGGAGUUGCAUUACUGCGUAUUUCCCAGGAAGCUUUGGUCACCUGGAGGAAGAAGACGAAGAAGAAGGAGGAGUGGGAGAAGGCAGAUUGAUUAAAACGCCUUCAUAUUUACAAGACUUUUGUGACACAUUGCAUUUCUGUUACAUUGAUUAUGUACUUUACACAAUGUCUUUUUUUUAAAUAAUUUAUAAAUGUUGUUAUUUACAUGAUAAUUCCUCAUUUACUUUAAUUGAUACUCAUAGUUUUGCUUCGUCUGAGGUUUUAAUAGCAAACUCAAAUAUGGCUGGGGGGGUGCUGUUUGAACUCACCUCAGCCAGGUAAUAAAGUGGUCAUAAAACACCUGAAAUUA